AGGAAUGCAGGCAGUAGCUCAGAUGGAACAGAAGACUCUGAUUUCUCUACUGACCCUGAGCAUACAGACAGCUCUGAAAGCGAUGGCACGUCACGGCGAUCCGCCCGUGUGACCCGAUCCUCAGCCAGACUCAGUCAAAGCUCUCAAGAUUCCAGCCCAGUUCGUAAUCCACCGUCGUUCGGAGCAGAAGAGCCUGUCUAUUCCACGAGGAGGGUGACCCGCAGCCAGCAGCAGCCCGCUCCCGUGACUCCAAAGAAGUACCCGCUCCGGCAGACUCGCUCAUCUGGGUCAGAGACUGAGCAAGUGGUUGACUUUUCUGAUAGAGACACUAAAAAUGCAGCGGAUCACGAUGAGUCUCCACCUCGUACCCCCACCGGGAAUGCCCCUUCCUCAGAGUCUGAUAUUGAUAUCUCCAGUCCAAAUGUAUCCCAUGAUGAGAGCAUUGCCAAGGACAUGUCCAUGAAGGAUUCUGGAAGUGACCUGUCUCACCGCCCUAAGCGCCGCCGCUUCCAUGAAAGCUACAAUUUCAACAUGAAAUGUCCCACUCCUGGUUGUAACUCUUUAGGACACCUGACUGGAAAACACGAGCGACACUUCUCCAUAUCGGGGUGCCCGCUGUAUCAUAACCUCUCAGCAGACGAGUGCAAGGUGCGAGCGCAGAGCCGGGAUAAGCAGAUUGAGGAGAGGAUGCUGGCCCACCGGCAGGAUGACAACAACAGGCAUGCCACCAGGCACCAGGCACCAACAGAGAGGCAGCUGCGAUACAAAGAGAAAGUAGCUGAGCUCAGGAAGAAGAGGAACUCAGGACUAAGCAAGGAGCAAAAAGAAAAGUAUAUGGAGCACAGACAAACCUAUGGCAAUACUAGGGAACCUCUACUUGAAAACCUGACGAGUGAGUACGACCUCGAGCUCUUCCGAAGAGCGAACGGGCGUCUUAGGACCUGGUUGGGAAAGCAGCGUGAAGUGGCAAGGAGGUACCUUGAGUGCGUUCCUGGAGUUAGCCACGUGCGGGUUCGCAAGGACCAGUCAGUAACGGAAAAGUUGCGGCUCCAGGGCCAGAUCACAGAAGGCAGCAAUAUGAUUAAAACAAUCGCUUUUGGCCGUUACGAGCUGGAUACCUGGUAUCAUUCUCCCUACCCAGAGGAGUAUGCUCGUCUGGGACGUCUCUACAUGUGUGAGUUCUGUCUCAAAUAUAUGAAGAGCCAGACCAUACUGCGCAGGCACAUGGCAAAAUGUGUUUGGAAACAUCCACCAGGUGAUGAAAUCUACCGCAAAGGCUCCAUUUCGGUGUUUGAAGUGGAUGGGAAAAAGAACAAGAUCUACUGUCAAAACCUGUGUCUGCUGGCAAAACUUUUCUUGGACCAUAAAACACUGUAUUACGAUGUUGAACCCUUCCUCUUCUAUGUCAUGACAGAAGCUGACAACACUGGCUGUCACCUGAUAGGAUAUUUCUCCAAGGAGAAGAAUUCUUUUCUCAACUACAAUGUUUCUUGUAUCCUGACAAUGCCUCAGUAUAUGAGGCAGGGUUACGGCAAGAUGCUCAUUGACUUCAGCUAUUUGCUUUCUAAAGUAGAAGAAAAAGUUGGCUCUCCGGAACGCCCUCUGUCUGAUUUAGGUCUCAUCAGCUACCGUAGUUACUGGAAGGAAGUUCUCCUUCGUUACCUGCAUAAUUUCCAAGGAAAGGAGAUCUCUAUAAAAGAAAUCAGCCAGGAGACCGCAGUAAAUCCUGUCGACAUUGUUAGCACGUUGCAGGCGCUUCAGAUGCUCAAGUACUGGAAGGGAAAACACCUGGUCCUAAAAAGACAGGAUCUGAUUGAUGAAUGGAUAGCCAAAGAGGCAAAAAGAUCCAACAGCAAUAAGAUAAUGGAUCCCAGCUGUUUGAAAUGGACCCCUCCUAAGGGAACUUAACUGUCUAUCACUCCUGAAGCCAGUGAACCCCAGCAGUAGGAAGUACCCUAGGGAUCUCUGUCGUAUCUGUUGCUGUUGUGAUUGGCUGGUACAGUACCCUCCCGAAAGAUCAGUUCCCCUUGGUACUGUUCUGGCCCAGAUCUUUUGUGCACACCACAGACGCUAGUUCUGAGGAACUUUAUGUUUCGGCCUCAAUGAGGUUGCAAGGAUUGGAUCUGUAUAGGACCCAAACGAAGCUCCUAGCAGCGCUGGCCCAAGGAGUUCUGAUAUCUGGUACUGUACCUGUCCAGUCACUGGUCUUACCCUCAUGUUCUUAUUCCGAUGAGGUUGUGUUGUGUCCUAUAAUCUGGUUGUUUCUUCCUUCAGGUUCCUUGCGUUCGAAGUAAUGGAGAUAACUUCUGUGGCUUUUGAACAAGGUCUAAUAAUGCUUGUUUGGGGAAAGUCUGGUUUUCCAGCAAGCUGCAGUUACACUGACUUCAGCAUUUUUAACUAGUCCUGCCUGAAGGACUGUUCCGUGUCUCCAAUAGUUUUAGUAAGAUAACACGCCGCCUCUUUCAGCGGUGGUUUCGGCAGGAUAUAGCAGCUCUUCACGUAGUGGGGCUGUGCAGUCAG
Messenger RNA from Leptosomus discolor (cuckoo roller), 2520 nucleotides. The record is from RefSeq and is a predicted model, not a curated record. NCBI's taxonomy places the organism in Eukaryota, Metazoa, Chordata, Aves, Leptosomiformes, Leptosomidae.